Messenger RNA from Homarus americanus (American lobster), 2124 nucleotides. Its product is annotated as alpha-L-fucosidase-like. The transcript is spliced from 9 exons. The record is from RefSeq and is a predicted model, not a curated record. NCBI's taxonomy places the organism in Eukaryota, Metazoa, Arthropoda, Malacostraca, Decapoda, Nephropidae. Gene Ontology annotation, biological process: fucose metabolic process; glycoside catabolic process. Gene Ontology annotation, cellular component: lysosome. The coding region runs from base 43 to 1488 and encodes 481 amino acids. Gene Ontology annotation, molecular function: alpha-L-fucosidase activity.
UCAUUCUUUCUCACUUCACACAGAGGGAGGAAUCCCGACAGGAUGUGUGUGUGCUGGCUCCGCCCCUCAGUACAGGCAGGCAUGUGUCGCCUCACACACCUACUCUUCCUCUUGGGAGUGGCCCUGGCAAAGUAUGACCCAACCUGGAAUUCCCUAGACACUCGCCCACUGCCACCCUGGUACGAUGGUGCCAAGAUCGGCAUCUUCCUCCACUGGGGUGUCUUCUCUGUCCCCUCCUUUGGCUCUGAGUGGUUCUGGCAAAACUGGCAAGGUAGUCAUGGUAAACAGUACGUGGAGUUCAUGAAGGAAAACUACCGGCCCGGCUUCACCUACCAGGACUUCGCUCCUCAGUUCACGGCGGAGUUCUACGACCCCGAGGAAUGGGCGAGUAUUUUCAACGCCUCUGGGGCUCGCUACGUGGUCCUCACCAGCAAGCACCACGAAGGUUUCACCAACUGGCCCUCAAAAUACUCCUGGAACUGGAACUCCAUGGACGUCGGGCCAAAGAGAGAUUUACUCGGUGAUUUGGCUAAGGCCAUCAGGUCUAAGACUCCAAAAAUCCACUUCGGAUUGUAUCACUCCCUUUACGAGUGGUUUCAUCCUCUCUACCUGCAGGACAAGACCAACGAGUUUCAGACCAGUAACUUCGUGAAGACAAAGACCAUGCCCGAAUUGUAUGAACUGGUGAACGACUACCAGCCGGAAGUGGUGUGGUCAGACGGUGACUGGGAGACGGAGGACUGGUACUGGAAUUCCACUGUUUUCCUGGCGUGGCUCUUCAACGACUCCCCAGUCAAGGAUACCGUUGUGGUCAACGACAGAUGGGGCAGGGGUAUCCCUUGUCACCACGGCUCCUAUUACACUUGUACUGAUCGCUACAAUCCAGGGGUGCUACAGCCACACAAGUGGGAGAACUGCAUGACGUUGGACCGACACUCGUGGGGUUACCGCCGCAACUCACGAGUAGCUGACUACCUCACCCCUCUCGAUCUCAUCACAGAGAUGGCCAUGACUAUCAGCUGUGGCGGCAAUAUAUUGAUCAACGCUGGCCCAACCCACGACGGUCGCAUCCCACCCAUCAUGGAGGAACGACUGCGGCAGCUGGGCUCCUGGCUCAACAUCAAUGGUGACGCCGUGUAUGACUCAAGACCCUGGAUACACCAGAACGACAGUGUCACACCUGGAGUGUGGUUCACUAGCAAAGGCGAUGAGGUUUUCGCCAUCGUUUUAUCGUGGCCUAAGAACGACGUACUCAACUUGGGGUCGGUCGUCUCCACACCUACGACACACCUGUCCAUCUUGGGUUACCACGAAAAUAACAUCAGACGAAAUCUUCAUUUUAAGUCAGCGAUUAAGAGGAUGCAGGUGGUGUUCCCGCCUAUGUCAGACAUAAACAGCCAGUGGGCGUGGGUGGUGGUCAUGUCAGGAGUCAAGCCAGCUUCGAGGCCCUCACUGCCACCUAAAAUCAUGUCCUUCAACACACCGUAGCCGGCGUCAUGAUACCUCAGUCCCGGGUCAUGCAUGAAUAACUUACUUGGCCAUGUUACAAGUUAUUGAACUGUUUGUCCCUUUUCAUGUCUAUAGUCAUGCUGCAUAACAUAUCCCGAUCUUAUAACGUAUCGGUUCAUAUCCCAGGUAAUGGCAGACUUGGUCUUGUUCCUGGUAAGUUUGGUCACCACGUCACAGCUGUUGUAGCUGCACACAAAGAUCCUAACUUCGACAUUAAAGUCAUGUUGAUACAAAUUAUACCUGUAACGCCAGUUCUUCAAUUAUAACAAGUGUUUCUGUUGCUUGUUAAGGUACAGGAGGGUGACGUGGUUUAGAUUAAUAUUCAUUCUUGUAGGCAGUGACUAAGCGUUCUUUUGACAACUGGUAUAUCAAUUGACUCACUACAUCAUAUCCUGUAUAUUGGACUAUGUUUAAACUGCUUGUUGAUGAUACAUUUACAAUGUGUUUAAGAGAUAAUUCGACCGAGUAUAUGUGAUCAUUUAUAUGAAUGUGAAUUAUCAAUGAAAUAUGGUGUGAGUAAUAUUGAAUUAGUAAUUUACAAUUGUCAUUUGAAUGAGUUUCAAGGUGUUGAAGUUUAUCUGCAGAUGAAUAUUAGCAAUAAAGAGUUUAAGGAAA